Molecule: messenger RNA, 3362 nt
Organism: Dicentrarchus labrax (European seabass)
Lineage: Eukaryota; Metazoa; Chordata; Actinopteri; Moronidae
Gene: insc
Product: protein inscuteable homolog
Exons: 13
Coding region: 478-2115 (545 amino acids)
Biological process (GO): apical protein localization; regulation of asymmetric cell division; establishment of mitotic spindle orientation
Cellular component (GO): apical cortex
Molecular function (GO): protein binding; cytoskeletal adaptor activity
Source: RefSeq, a predicted model, not a curated record
CUCCAUCUGAUGAGGUCUGCAAUUACAUCUCGCCAUAACUGGUCACUCUGCAAUUACAUGCUCCACCACAGAAUCUUUCUUCCCCCCCUCCUCUGUAAAGCACCACUGCUCAUAUGGCAGACCGAAAUAGAAUAGUUUCAUGUCUGUUUGGACGGCGGCCCAGCUGAAACUAUGCUCCGCUGCUUGACUGACAGUGGGAUGUGGGCUUUUUCUCCCCAAGAAAAACCUUUAAGGCCAGUCGCGUUUAGACUCUGAGCAGUCCUACUCCAGCAGGCUUUGGUGGUGGUUGGCCCAGCUGGGCUCCAAGACGGGAGACAGAGCGAGAAAGAAACAAAGUUAGAGUGAGUGAAAGAGAGGACAGAGACACACGGUUUGCAGUGAAGAGGACAAGAACCACAAGCUGUAACUAUGAACCCUCCUGGGAACACUUAACCUUUCAGUCACUGACCAAGAGAAUGGGUGCUGUGCUGAAGUAAGAUGGCCUCGGACAGAAUGGCGACUCCUCAGAGCAGCUCUAGACAGAGCAGCUCGCUCUCUUCAUCCCCUAUGAGUACCCGCAUGCAGUCUCUCCAGGUCGACUCAGUCCAGCGCUGGAUGGAGGACCUCCGCCACAUGACCGAGGUAGAGUGUAUGUGUGUCCUCCAGGCCAAACCCAUCGGGGUGGAGGAGGACUCUCAGCAGGGAGAGCUGAUUGUUGCCUCCGGGGUCGGUGCAGGGGACCACGUGGCCAGAAACAACCUGCAGACACUCCUUCGCCGAGCGCUGGUGGUCAGCACGGAAUUAGGGAAGAUGUUCCAGCGACUGGAGAAAGGACGCUGGCAGAGGGUCCACAGCACAGCCGUAAGGGCCAACUGCCACGUGCGUUCACUGGUGCAUGAGUACAGCGCCGCCCGAAGCACACCACCUGAGAUGCAGAAGUAUGAGAAAUCUCUGCUGGAAAAAUGUAUGGAGCUGACCAAUAUUACAGAGAGGUGCCUUCACACUGAUGAUGAAUUCUUCCUGAAGUCCAUGAGGGAGGCCAUCCAUGAGAUCCUUACAGAUGUCAGCGAUUCCUUCAGCAACAUGAUUGACAUGGCUUUAGCCAAUGAGAUUCGGGUCCUGAUCAAACAGAUUGACUCAUCAGACAAUGUUCACACCAUCGGCAGUGCCAUUAGCAACCUGCUGUCCCUCACCCAGGAUGGACCUCAGCUCUGCAGCAUCAUUGCCAAGGAAGGAGCUGUGGUGGCCCUCUUCAAGAUCUGCAGGCAGGACCGCUUCAGAGACCUGUACGCUCACGCUCUCAGGACUGUGGCCUCCAUCUGCUGUGUGGAGGAGGGCAUCAAGCAACUGGACAAGGUGGAUGGCAUCCUGUGUCUGGCGGACAUCUUGACUGAUGAAAACAGCGUGGAAGCAGCCAGGGCAGAGGCAGCAGCGGUUGUAGCUCAGAUCACCUCACCUCAUCACACGUCCACACAGCACCUCGCCAGCUUCCUGGAGAGCAUGCACGACAUUGUCACUGCGCUCAUCAAGUUGUGUGAGAGUGCCUCAUGUGGUGAAGUAUUCCUCCUGGCAUCUGCAGCCUUGGCCAAUAUCACCUUCUUUGACAGCAUGGCCUGUGAGAUUCUCCUGCAGCUAAACGCCAUCCAGAUCCUGCUGCAGGCCUGCAGAGACCGCCAGAGAGUCGACACACCCUACUCCAAAGACCAGGUGGUGACAAUCUUGGCAAACCUGUCAGUUUUAGAGCAGUGUGCUUCUGAAGUCCUGCAAGAACAAGGAAUAGAGCGACUGCUGCUUCUGCUAGGAGAAAAGCCGUCCUCCUCCAGUCCAUCAGAGGGCGCCGCCUGUGAGCGUGUUCAGCAGAAAGCUGCUGUCACACUGGCCCGUCUAAGCAGAGACUCUGAUGUAGCUCAAACAGCCAUCCAGCUAAAAGCUGUUCCUCGUCUUAUUGAACUGUGUCGCUCCCCUACUGAGAGAAAUAACAGCGACUCAGUGCUGGUCGCUUGCCUGGCUGCCUUGAGGAGGCUGGCAGCAGGGUGUCCAGACAGCAUUGAGCCAGCCGACCACCAGCAGCUGAUCAAACCACGGCUAGUCGACUCUUUCCUGCUGUGUUCCAACAUGGAGGAGAGCUUUGUAUGAUGGCCUGCACACCGAACACUGAUAGUGGAGCGCUGAACUCAUGUACAAGAUCAUGUGCAUGUACUUUUUCAUUACACCUAAAGGAAUAAUGAGCUGUUUCACUCUAAUUUCUUACUGGACAUCAAGUGUUUGGGGGUUGUGUCAGUUUGAAUGGAUGCAGAAUACGUCAAAAUGUACAUAGAUGCGUUGCCUAGAGCAACUAAAUGAUCACAUUAAAUACAAUGAAUGUGUACAGUGUUCUUGGAAAAAGGUAAUCAGUUCAUUUUAUUCAACUGGGAAUUUCAUAUCAUUAAUUAUAUCAGUUAUUAGAUUUUUUUGUAUGAGUAGGUGCUACUUUUUGAAAAUGAAAGUAUAACCUGUUUUGAAAUGAAACACUUUACAUGCUACCACAGUGCAAUUUAUUUGAUCUUGUCUGAAGAUAUUGUAUCCAAAGCAUUUUGGCUAUCUGAGAACCUUCAAACAAGGGGUAAUACAGUAACAUGACACAAAUGAUCAUUUGAACUAUUUAGCAUUGCAGUACCAAGAUGUCUGGUUAAAGGUCCAGUGUGUAAAAUUACGAGGAUCUAUGGCAGAAAUGCAAUAUAAUAUUCACAGGUAUGUUUUCAUUAGUGUAUAAUCACCUGAAGUCUUUGUUACAUUAGAAUGAGUCUUUUUAUCUACAGACACGGCUGGUCACCUUCCAUGGCGGCCACCAUGUUGAACCACCAUGUUUGUACAGUUGCUCAGAAUGAACAAACCUAACACUGGCUCUAGAUAAGGCUGUUUUUCGCCACCACCGUAGUUUCUCCUUUGCACUUGGAAAAGGGGUUGAAGCAAAGGAGUAACAGUCUUGCAACCACACCGCCAGAGGCCACUAAAUCCUACACACUGGGCCUUGAAAUUCUCAAGCCUUUUUUAAUGUUUUCAGUCAGUAUCCACUUUAUUUGGAUAAUUUAGAGCUAAAUUAUUACAGUUAAAUGAGCUUUUACAUGUUUUCAGUUUGUUUGUUCGAUUAGUAUUUAAUAUUUUUGAUUGAGGCGUAUGGCAACAUGAUCCAUUUGUCCUGUUGUACAAUAUUGUUUCUUAAAGUGCAUUGUAUGGAAUGUUGAGUUAUUCUCUUGAUCUUAUUUGCCAUUAAUCGCAAAUAUAAUAUUUGCCACUGGAAAAAUUAUCUAUAAAAAUGGUUGUGAAUUAGAAAUGCUUUUUUAUUUAAAGAGAAUUACCAUUAUUGUAUGCUAUGCAUGGAAUAAAGGCAAUCAUCUAUCUAA